Molecule: messenger RNA, 1671 nt
Organism: Rhodamnia argentea
Lineage: Eukaryota; Viridiplantae; Streptophyta; Magnoliopsida; Myrtales; Myrtaceae
Product: beta-carotene isomerase D27, chloroplastic
Exons: 6
Coding region: 400-1209 (269 amino acids)
Molecular function (GO): iron ion binding
Source: RefSeq, a predicted model, not a curated record
CUGGUUGAUCCUUCCCCUGUUCGCGUGGCGCAGUUUCCAACCUCAAUUGUGAAGAUUAACGGGAGCACAGUCAGUUUCAUCAAAAUCAGAACUUCAAAAGAUGGAAGGACGACAAAUGCAUUUCGUUGAAGGAGAAAAAAAAUCUUAAAAAGCGAGAGGAUAAAGAUCCCAAGCAUGCCUGGAUUUUCCAUUCAUUAAUUUUUGGCAAAGAUGUGGAUGAAAAAAGGCUGGGAUUUUGUAUGGCUGCUAGCUUUUCCUAUGGGAAAAAACGAGCAAGCCCCACCAGCCAAACAAAAAGAAGUUGUUUCUGCAUUGUAUCUGUGAUUGUUUGCCAAUAGUUCUUUGAAACGAGCGAAACAGGGGAAAAGAAGCUCUGUUCUUGCCAUUUCGCAUCGAUUCAUGGUGGCUCUCGCCCACGGCAGCUCUCAACUCCUCCACUGCCCGCCGCCGCCCGGGCGCCUCCGCCCCCCGCGGCGGAGAGCCGUCGUGAGGUGCGGAAUCGCCGAGCCGUCGGGGGAGCCGGCUCCGAUGGGGCAGAAGACGAAGUACAAGGACGGGUUCUUCGAGAAGGCGUUCAUGACUCUGUUCGCUCGCAAGAUGGAGAAGUUCGCGGCGUCACCGGCUAGGGCCCGAGGGGGCGGCGACGGCGGGGUCGAGAGGCCGAAAGGGUGGCUCGAGUACGACUACGAGAGCUUCGUGGACGUGUCGAAGAGGGUAAUGCAAGGGAGGUCUCGGGCUCAGCAACAGGAAGUGGUCCGAGAAGUGCUCAUGUCGAUGCUGCCUCCUGGUGCUCCUGCUCAGUUUAGGAAGCUGUUCCCACCAACAAAGUGGGCUGCCGAGUUCAAUGCUGCGCUCACUGUGCCUUUCUUCCACUGGUUAGUUGGGCCUUCCGAGGUUGUGGAGGUAGAAGUAAAUGAAGUGAAGCAAAAAAGUGGAGUGCACAUUAAAAAGUGCAGGUACUUGGAGAAUAGCGGUUGUGUAGGGCUGUGUGUAAACAUGUGCAAGAUCCCCACUCAGGAUUUCUUCACCAAUGAAUUCGGGCUACCCCUCACCAUGAUUCCGAAUUUUGAAGAUAUGAGCUGUGAAAUGGUGUAUGGUCAAUCUCCCCCGCCAUUUGAAGAGGAUCCUGUGUCUAAGCAACCUUGUUUUGCAGAUAUUUGCUCAAUGUCAAAUCCUAGCGCUAGCAUCUGUCCGAAACUGCAAGCGUGACAAAUAUCUCGUGAGCUUUUUUUAUUUACACUGCAGAUUCAUGUAUCCAGUGCAGUUGAUCAUAUCCACAGAUUAGGGUUCAACACGUCAAACCAUUUUUAUACCAGUUCUCAAGUAUGUCUCAAUGCGGAAGGAGAGAUGCGGAUUACACGUUUGUCGUCAUUUAUCUUGGAAAUAUACAAGGAAGGUAUUGCUAAGUCCACCAUUAGUCUGUAUAAUUAAAUCCUGCACCUGACUCGAUGUACAUUCUCAUGGGAAUAUGUCCUUUUACCACUCGAUGUACAUUUAGAAUAUGUUGUAUGUUACUAUCACAAAUGGUGCCCGACACUGACAGGUGUUAUGCAGUAUGACGAUCUGCUCUUCACAACCUCAGUGAAUCAGUUACAUUGAGGUUCAGGUUAUUCGAAUAGCUGAUGAGCUAGAAGAGUGGAUAAUAUGCUUAUUCUUGGGAUUGCAUCAGGA